AUCAAAUUCUUAGAAACAUUUUCCACACCACCACUUCACCACUCUCCAAUUGGCCACAAAAAUGGUCCCUCCGACCCUCUGGCGAUGCCUGCGAACGCCAUACAUCACCCACCCACUUAAACUCCGACCAUGCACCCACAACUUCACCACAACCCUAUCACUUUCCGCAAAGCCAUUAAAACCAAAGGGGCCCCCACCCUCGUCCAAAAUGAACCCGGGAAAGCAACGCACGCAGUCCAGCAAACUCCGCAUAAAGAAGGCGCCCAUUGCAGUGCAGAAACCCGCCUACGAAGUCGGCCAGCGCAAGGAACUGCGGAGGCGCAUCGUCCUAUCGAAUACCAAUGCCAUCCCAGUGGCACUGCCACCCAUGACAGCGGACUUGGUUGGGAACGAGGAGGCCGCCGGAGCGAUGUUUGCGCUGCCGGGUGGGGAGGGGGACAUGAUUGUAGAUCGGCUGAGGGCGCUGGGGGCCUUCCAGACGAAGCAGCAUUGGCCAUUUUUCCAUCGCCCUUGCACACUUUUCCGGAGGGAGACCGUGGAAAUUGGGAGGAUGUUGGAGAGGGUCAUGAAGCGGGAGGUCGUGGGAGAGGAUGGGAAGGCGAAUGAGAGGGCGAUCUUGCAUGGGUAUUAUGGGUGUGGGAGGAGCAUACUCCUGCUACAGGCGAUGACUUGGGCGCUGCAGAUGGAAUGGGUUGUUAUCGCUAUCCCUAACGCUCAUGAUUUGGUUGUUGGACACACCGAGUACGAGCUUGAGGGUAAUUCGCAUCUGUGGUUGCAGAAAGCGUACACUACGGAUCUUUUGAAUAGGGUAUUGAAGGCCAAUCAGAGCGCCUUCAAACAGAUGAAACUUUCCCAAAACUAUCGUCUGGGACGAAUGGAUGAAGCCCAGAAAGGCGAUGCAAUGAAAAGGGUCUUGGAGACCGCAGUUCUGGAUCCAUUGCUUGCUUGGGAUGCAUUCAAUGUUCUGCUUGGAGAAUUGGGUUUACCGGGAAGUCCCCCAGUGCUGUUUACGCUGGACAACCUCAAUCAGAUCUCCAUCCCGAGCAAGUACCGAGAUCCUGCUUUCAACGCGAUCCACCCCCACGAUCUCGCCCUUCCAAAUACAUUCCUCGCAUACCUAUCCGGCAAGCGCAGCUUCCGCACGGGAAUCACCCUCGCUGCAACAUCAUCGAAAUGCUCUCGAACGCUAGCCCUUGAUGCAGCGCUCGAAGGUCGGGGAGUCGACCCAUACGAGAAACUCGACCCAAGAAUUGGGCCCUCAAUCGAGGGUGCUCAGAUCAUCCAGGUGGACAGUCUGAGCAAGAGAGAGGCAAAGGCCCUCAUGGACUACUACAGCGAGAGCGGGAUCAUGAAAGCUCCAGUAGACAUCGCAACUUUCAGCGAAAAGUACGCAGUAUCGGCUGGUAAUCCGAGAGACCUGUUCGGAACUUGCUUGCGGGUGAGGCAGUGA
Messenger RNA from Tuber melanosporum (Perigord truffle), 1450 nucleotides. RefSeq lists its product as uncharacterized. The coding region runs from base 62 to 1450 and encodes 462 amino acids. The transcript has 4 exons. Gene Ontology annotation, molecular function: structural constituent of ribosome. NCBI's taxonomy places the organism in Eukaryota, Fungi, Ascomycota, Pezizomycetes, Pezizales, Tuberaceae. The record is from RefSeq and is a predicted model, not a curated record. Gene Ontology annotation, cellular component: mitochondrial small ribosomal subunit.